Messenger RNA from Exophiala dermatitidis NIH/UT8656, 1422 nucleotides. RefSeq lists its product as uncharacterized. The record is from RefSeq and is a predicted model, not a curated record. Lineage: Eukaryota; Fungi; Ascomycota; Eurotiomycetes; Chaetothyriales; Herpotrichiellaceae. Gene Ontology annotation, molecular function: oxidoreductase activity. Bases 1 to 1422 code for a protein of 473 amino acids. Gene Ontology annotation, cellular component: cytoplasm. The transcript has a single exon.
AUGUCGUUCCCCCACCCCAACCCCAUGCCAUCAUACUGGCUGUCCGAGUCGGAUUCCGAUCUUUCCAAACACCGAACGACAGAGAUGCUCCCACAGGAGGCAGACGUCGUGGUCAUUGGGUCAGGAUACAGCGGCGCCGCGGCGGCAUAUUACAUUUUACAGGAAGAUGAGAGCGCCGACUCCGACCUCAACUCCAACGCCAAAGCAGAAGGCAAACCAAAAGUGCUCAUACUCGAAGCACGCGAUGCAUGUUCAGGAGCAACGGGCCGAAAUGGCGGCCACAUCCUGCCCAACCCGUACUUCAGCGAGGCGAAGAACGAGGAACGAUACGGUCCACAGACCGCUCAAGAACUGACCGCGUUCGAAAUCCAGCAGGUCUUUGAUGUGAAGAGGCUGGUGGAAAAGGAAAACAUCGACUGCGACUUUGAGUUGACUCGGGCGAUUGGUGUGUUUUUGGAUCGUCGCGAAGCCGAACCCACGGUCGCGGCGUAUAAAGAUUUAAAGAAGCGGGGGUACGGCUUUCCGGAUGAUCUGCAUUUCAUUUCGGACCAAAAAAAGGCGGAACAGGUGUCUGGAGUCAAGGGGGCGCUUGUGGCGUUUAGCCAUACGGCUGCUUCGUUGUGGCCGUAUAAACUGGUCAUGCAUCUCUUGAGGCGGUGUUUGGAUAUGGGGGCGAAUGUGCAGACUCAUACGCCUGUUGUGGGGAUUGAUAGAGCCAGUGAUGGUUCUGGUGGCUGGAUCGUCAAAACACCCCGCGGAUCGAUCCAGACAUCCAAAAUCAUCGUCGCCACAAACGCAUAUCUGCCUGCCCUGCUGCCUGAAUUCAAGGACAAAAUCGUUCCAGCCAGAGGAAUCGCCUGUCGAAUCGCGGUCCCAGAAAAUCCAAACAGACCAGCGCCCCAUCUCAACAACUCAUACACCAUCCGUUUCGGCCCCCAGGAAUACGACUACUUGAUUUCCCGGACCGACGGCAGCAUUGUCGUCGGCGGGGCCAAGCAGCGCGUCUUGCUCAAUGAUGCCUAUUGGCAGAACAACACGGAUGAUUCACAGUUGAUUCCUGGUGCGGCUGGGUAUUUUGACGGAUAUAUGCAGAGGCUGUUUCAUGGGUGGGAAGACUCAGGAGCGAAAGUCACGCAUAUUUGGACUGGUGUUAUGGGAUAUUCGGCUGAUUUGAUGCCGUGGGUGGGCGAGGUGCCUGAUGAACAGGGGGUUUAUGUCUUGGCUGGAUACACUGGACAUGGUAUGCCUCGUAUCUUGGGUUGUGCAAAGGCGAUUGCUGCUUUGGUGAGGGGUGAAGUGAGGUCGAUGGAGGAGACGGAUGUGCCGGCGCCGUAUUGGAUCACGGCGGAUAGGAUGGCUAGGACGGACAAUGUUGCGAGGGAGUAUAUGGCUGGAUCGAGGCCGGCGAGGGCGUCGCUCUGA